GCUACCAUCGCCUGGCGUGCUGCAGUUAACUCCCGCCCAGCAAUCAAAUCCGGGAUGUCAGCCCCAAAAGACGUUAUUGAAGCGUUCGCAUCCGGCAGAGUGGAGAAAGCGAGUGAUAUCUGGGACACAUUCAGGCCGAAAGUGUUCAAGCCUGUAGACAAGGCUGAUACGGUACAAAUGAUGUUUGUAACGAUGGCUGUCAACAGGAACGCCCUGACCAACUUGACCUUCGCCGACGCAUCGGCAGUGUCGGCCAUGCUGAUCAUGGGCCUUUCGUCUGGCCUCAUGGCCAAGGAGCAGUUCAAAGUCGAUAGUUCGCCAAUCUUGCCGGACCACUGUGAUAAAAUUGUCGAACAAUGGAUGCUCUACCUGCUCGAAAGCUCUACAGUAGAGUACAACGAAGAGGAGAAGAAGAAGAUGAAAGAGUACAUGGCCUCUGUACUAGAAGAUGGCAUCGAGCAGCAGACCAUUUGUUGCUUCGUCUUUGGCGGCUGGACAGAUCAGUGGAAGCGCUGCGAGGUCCUGCUGAACAGUUAUCACAUAGAGAUAUUUCAGCAGUCCGUUGCCAAUGAUCUGGUCGAGCUGCAGCAGUGCACCGACCUCUUGCCCGAGGCCACAUGGAUGGGCUCACGAGGAAAUGACGAAGUCCGCGAAAUGUCCGCCGGAGUCCGCGACUGUCCGCGGCUCCUGGGGAGGUUCAGCUGGGACGCGUCUCGCCCCUCUUGUGUUGCUCUGGAACGUUUGCCGUCUGCGAUGGCUGAUCCUGCUGCCGAAGAAGAGGUCAAGAAACGGCCAAAGACUCCGAAGAAGAAGCAGCCCAAAGACAGCUAUGGCACGCCGACAUUGGAUCCACCAUGGCAAUCAACGACAUCUCCAGCAUUGCCUGCGGCACCAAUGGAGCCUCAGGGUCCCACAGCAGAACGGACGUUGCUUCAGGAGCUUGUUCAUGCCUUAGAACACUCAGACACCACAGUCUCAGACGAAGUUCAGACGGUGAUCGACAAGACCAAGAAGGCACCAGAGCCGCCGCCCCCCUCAGCCUCAGCCAAGAGUGUGAGACAGGAGAGCAACUUUCUCAAUGAAUGGCGGGCGAGCAUCCAUGGUCUUGAUUUGGCUUUUGAAGUCUCGCAGAUGCGUGGGUUUGGCUUUGCUGAGACUCCUCUUCCAAGUUGUCCUGCGGUCAAGAAUGCAGGAAACCUUUGUGUACGUUUUGAUGACACAGUCGAGCUCUAUGUGGGCCAUGAGCAAGAUUGGCAUCUACAAUUUUGGCAGCACAACAUUGGAGUUCCCAUUUUACAUGCAGAUAUCUUCCAGCCCCUGACGUCUCCAUUGAGCGAUGAAAUUUCCUUCAUGGCGACCCCAGGGCAUCAUCGUCUGCAAGAUUUUGGACCUCAUGAACAUGUACCUCCCAACAUCAUGCAGAACCCGGACAUUGGAAUUGAUCCUGCAGAAGCGCCAGCAGGUGAAGACAAUCUUCCGGCUUUAUCUGAUGAUGAGAUGAGUGUGUUGAACCUCUCUUGGGACACAGACAUGGAGACAUCAGCCCUGGCUCGACAUUUCAAAUUGACUAUGCUUGUUGCGGUUUGGUUUGUAGAUCACCACAAUGGACGCCUGCACUGCCCAGAGUAUCGCUCGGUGCAACUUGGUGAUGACUACACCCAAUGGGAAUUGCAACUUGCUCGACCAUGGCAAGAACUCCGCAUUGACUCAUUGGAACUCGAAUUCCAUUUGGUGCUGCCACAUCCAGAGGUCACCAAUCCAGAAAUUGAAGCACACAUCAUACUUGUCCAAGCGCCACACCAGCAACUUGUCACAAAUUUGCUCACGGUCUUUGAGGAACAUGCAGAGCGACAGCAAGUACGCUUGCAAAACGCAGUGGCUCACACCCACGGGCCACGGGAAUAUGAAGCUGACGUACAGGCUGAUAUUGAUGCGCCAUCAGCUGUGACAAUUUUGGAUCUGCAACACACAGGUGAACAAUCUCAUGAUGCCCAAAUCAAGAAGCACUACAUUGAUGAGGAGGCCUGGAACACUCGCAAGAUCAAACUGAAACAUCGAGCCACAUUGAAGGCAUUGAGAACGCGUAUUGCAUGUGACAUCCUUCGCAGAUGCUUUGGUGCCUGGAACAUGCGUUGCAAAAGCAUGCCUGGAACAGGGUCAGAUGUGGAUCGUUCGCGUGAAGAAGCACAUGACUUCCUGCUUCCACCACUGAAGGGAGAAGGACCGCAACUUCCACCGGCGCAUCCGAGAGAAGAGAUUUGCAUUGAUGAUGCUUUACAUCUCCAUCUCGUUGAGGCAGUAGAUGCGAGAAUGACGUUUUCGCAACUCGAGGCCUCAUUAGGUGAGUAUGUUGCGACCCAUCCUAUUUCAUGGUCCAUGUGGAGGGCAACAUUGCGCUUCUUUGUGGACAUGUUUGAAGAGGAGGAUGCAGACUUCUUUCAGUAUGACAUUGCGGAGUUUAAAGCGUUCUUUGAGCAGUUUCUGCGCACAACAGCAUGGCCAUUCCUUCAAUAUCAGAGGCGACAUGAUGAAGUUCAACAACAGAGAACGAUUGCGGCCUGCCAUGACCAAUGUAGUUGGUUUUUGGAGCACACUGGUUCGCGUGCACCUCGUGUGAUCCGCGAUUGCGAACACCUCUGGGGUUACGAGAGCGUUGGGCUCACUGAGCUCCAACAGCUCCUUGUUGGAAAUACACUGUUGGGGUUUUCUAUGGAAGCCAUGACCGAGAUCGCGGGUGUCGAGGGCAUGGGCAUCCUCGAACAUCCAGCUGAGCCAGAUGACCUUCCGUCCGCAGCCUCCAUUUGGAGACUUCCGCUGAUGCAAUGGAUGCUGGGCCUACCAGGUGCGACGAGGUUGCGAUUCUCCCAGGGCCUCAUGGGCGCACCAUCACCCAAACCAACGGAUCUCCUCCUGAUCAACAUGGAUCAUUUGCUGCUGCACUUGCAUCGCUGCCGUGUCAG
Messenger RNA from Cladocopium goreaui, 2960 nucleotides. NCBI's taxonomy places the organism in Eukaryota, Dinophyceae, Suessiales, Symbiodiniaceae. The record is from the annotation of a GenBank genome assembly.